Molecule: messenger RNA, 2584 nt
Organism: Spea bombifrons (plains spadefoot toad)
Lineage: Eukaryota; Metazoa; Chordata; Amphibia; Anura; Pelobatidae
Gene: STXBP3
Product: syntaxin binding protein 3
Exons: 19
Coding region: 67-1845 (592 amino acids)
Biological process (GO): intracellular protein transport; neurotransmitter secretion; vesicle-mediated transport
Cellular component (GO): plasma membrane; secretory granule
Molecular function (GO): syntaxin binding
Source: RefSeq, a predicted model, not a curated record
GGCGCGGCUCACUGAGUUAGUUUUUUUUUUUCUGCUGGUGACGUAAGAGAGUCCUGGGGAACAGACAUGGCGGCGGCCCAGGAUAAAGGGUUGAAAAGUGUUGUGUGGCAAAGGAUCAAAGCAGAAGUGCUGGAUGACUGCAGAAAAGCGGAUGAAUGGAAGAUUUUACUCUUGGACCAUUUUACGACCAAGUUGCUGACAUCAUGCUGUAAGAUGACAGACUUGUUGCAAGAGGGUGUAACAGUUGUGGAAGACGUUUUUAAGAACAGACAGCCGGUUCAACACUUGAAAGCCAUAUACUUUCUAUCUCCCACGGAAAAGUCCAUAGAUUGCUUGGUGAAUGACUUCCAGAAUAAAUCUUCCAGCAAAUACAAAGCCGCAUAUGUAUAUUUCACUGACGUUUGUCCAGAUAACCUGUUUGGGAAGCUGAAGUCAUGCCACUCAAAAGCAAUUAAAAGAUGCAAAGAAAUCAAUAUUUCAUUUUUUCCUAAAGAAUCCCAGGUCUUUCUGCUGAAUGUCCCUGAUGCAUUUCGCCUUAUCUACUGUCCUGAUAAGGCUGAAGAUAAAGAAUUGGGCAUGGAAACUAUAGCCCAACAAAUUGUGACCUUAUGUGCGACCUUGGAUGAAAACCCAGGAGUCCGUUACAAGAAGGAUCCGCUGGAUAAUGCUGAGGACUUGGCAAAUCUCGUAGAAGAAAAGCUUGUUGAGUAUUACAAAAUGGAUGAGAGAGACCAGUUUAAGACGAAAACUCAGUCCCAGCUGCUUAUACUAGACAGGGGAUUCGAUCCAGUGUCCACUGUACUGCACGAGCUGACGUAUCAAGCAAUGAUCUAUGACCUUCUUCCCAUUGAGAAUGAUAUUUACAAAUAUGGGACUGACCACUCUACAGCAAAAGACAGAGACGCGCGUUUAGAUGAAUCGGAUGACUUGUGGGCUAAAAUCCGUCACAGACACAUUGCUGCCGUCUUGGAAGAAAUCCCAAAGCUUGUCAAAGAAACAUCUUCUAGCAAAAAAGAAACUGAAGGAAAGCUCUCCAUAGGUAACUUGUCCAAUCUAAUGAAAAAAAUGCCCCAAUUCCGAAAGCAGAUCAGCAAGCAAACUAUACAUCUCAGUUUAGCUGAGGAUUGCAUGAAGAAGUUUGAGGGAAACAUCGAGAAGCUCUGCAAAGUUGAACAAGAUCUAGCCUUAGGCACAGAUGUUGAUGGACAGAAGGUGAAGGAGCACAUGCGGGUCCUGCUUCCCGUCUUGCUCAACAAGGAACUAGACAACUAUGACAAAAUAAGAGCCAUCUUGCUGUACAUCUUUGUUGAGAAUGGAACCACACAAGAAAAUUUAGACCGGCUGAUCCAGCAUGCCAAGAUUGAAAGUGAUGGGGAUGCGUUAAGGAACUGGAAGCAUCUUGGGGUCCCGGUUGUCUCCAAGUCUUCACAGCGUAAACCAGCUAGGAGAGAUCGGUCGAACGAGGAAACAUUUCAGCUAUCCCGGUGGACACCAGUAAUUAAAGAUAUUAUUGAGGACAGUAUGGAGAACAAGCUAGAUUCUAAGGCAUGGCCGUACUGUUCAGAGUGCCCAGCUGUGUGGAAUGGCUCCGGCGCAGUCAGCGCCCGCCAGAAACAGAACACUAUGUCCCGGGAGGACAAAAAGAAUGUGUCCAAGCUCAUCAUCUUUGUAAUUGGAGGAAUAACAUACUCCGAAAUCCGUUGUGCUUAUGAAGUGACACAAGCCAAUAAAUUUAUCCAGGUUUUAAUUGGUUCCACUCACAUUAUCACUCCAAAGAGAAUGCUGGAUGAUAUAAAGGACCUUACUAAACCCCGUAAAGAGACCUUUACCAUGAUCAGUGAAUAAAAGAGCUUUUGCUUGUAUACUUUAUACAGGGAAACCUAUCAACUGCAAAAUGUGUGCUUAUCACAUUUUACAGAGCUAAGGGUAUGUUUCAUAAUACAACUGGAAUGUAUUUUUGUCACUUUAAGAUAUCAUUUUUAUCAAUAACUUUACCACUGAGAUUCUUUGGAAAGCACUGAAAUAUAAGCUUGUACGGCUUUUUUUGUGGCAAUAGUUCUGUUUGUUGUAUCCCUAUGUACUGAGGUAUUGUUUAAUGCACACACAUCAUAUCUAAAUAGAGAUUUUUUUUUAUGGCUAGAUAAAAUUAUAAAAUACUUUCAUAAUUCAGAGUUUAUGGUGCAGUUCUAAUUCCUCUGACUUUUUUUGCAUGUUUUAAAAAAAAAAAUAUUUAUGUUUGGAAAUGUAAAAUCUAGCAUUAUUGAAUUAAAAAUAAUUCAACAAACAUAUGCAAAGCAUCACUGGGCCUGCGCUUGAAACAAGUAUGAGUUGCUUUCUGAGUGCUUUAAAACAAACUAGUUGACCCGGCACUAGCAGCACAGCAGUUCCCGGCUCCUGCGUUUUGUUGAUGACAACACAAAAUAUAUUUCAAGUCCUGUCUUGGUUGCCUACAGUUUUUUGUGGCAUUUAGAUGACACCCACCACACCGUAUUGACCUUCUUGGUAUAAGUUAUGCCUCUCACAAUGUUAUCUGUUUGUGUAAAUUACUGAAUUGAUUGUAAAAUACAAGAUUUCUAUUAAGGAA